Messenger RNA from Paralichthys olivaceus (Japanese flounder), 11525 nucleotides. It is a transcript of the gene zzef1, whose product is annotated as zinc finger, ZZ-type with EF hand domain 1. Gene Ontology annotation, molecular function: calcium ion binding; zinc ion binding. Lineage: Eukaryota; Metazoa; Chordata; Actinopteri; Pleuronectiformes; Paralichthyidae. The record is from RefSeq and is a predicted model, not a curated record.
UGACGUACGGUGCGUCAAUGCGGUAGUAGUGGACGGUGGAGUUUUCGCUGUAGGUGAGUGUUGGAGAGGUCUGCCCGGCGCUAGCGUCCUGAAACUGACACCCAACGGCCCGCAGGGAUUCUCGGGGCCGCCCUAGGUCGGUGAAAGAGCCAUGGGGAACGCGGAGAGCGGCUGCGGCGGAGGCAGCGGCGACGAGGAGGACGUGGAGACGGAGAGCCCCGGCUUCGCGGAAGACAGUCCGGCCUCUGCGGCCACUGGCGGCGGUGUCGGAGGCGGCGGAGGCUCCGCGUCUGGAAGGAGCGGAAGGGGACCGAACAGCCUGCCCGUGCCGACCGGCGGACCACCCAACCCCGGGGUCCUCCUGGAACAAGUGAAGCUGAGAGAAGCGGCGGCCCGUAUCAGCGACUCCGGGGUCGCCAUUCACGAGUCGGUGCUAGCCGGGAACGAGGGUGUCCUGGUGCGGUGGCUGGAGGACCGGCUCAACCGAGGAGAGGAGUCCGUCAACGUGGAGCAGUUCUGUGAGGUGUUGGAGACCAGGGACGCCCCCAGAGAUGAAUGUGAAGAGGCUUUUGGACAGUUCGAUGCAGAGGGAGAUGGGGUGGUGGACGUCGAGAGCAUGCUGAUUGCUCUGAAGAACUCCAAUGGAGCUAAUCUACAGGGAGAGCUGAGUCAUGUGAUAAGACAGCUACAGGCAUGCUCUCUAACCCCAGGUUUUGUUGACAUAUUCUCCAAAACCAAAGACCGGUUAGGGGCACAUGCUUCUAAGAUCCUUAAGUUUCUACACAGGAAUCGUAUUCCCAGCAGUGCCAUUCCUUUCCCUUUAUUAGAGGGCUACAAUAGUAUCUGCACCAUGAGGUCCAGUGUGGUCCAGGACUUCUUGGAAUUCCUCUUGCAAAAGGAGAAAGAUUUAGAUAUUCAAUACAGAGCAGAGCUCGACCGUGAUCCAGAGGUUGACAAAGUCAAGGUGGUCACACAGUGCUACAGCACAAUAGAAGCUUCAUCUAAUGUUGCUGACAUCUACAAGAUGACAAAUGGAGAGACUGCAUCUUUCUGGCAAUCAGACGGCAGUGCACGCUCACACUGGAUUCGAUUGAAAAUGAAACCAGAUGUGGUAUUGAGACGUCUGGCUAUUGCUGUAGCUUCCAAUGACCACAGCUACAUGCCUCAGCUGGUCUCAGUUGCUGUGGGGAAAAACCGGCGUUCCCUGCAGGAAAUCAGAGAUAUCCGAAUCCCCAGCAAUGUCACAGGCUACGUAGCUCUCCUCGAGAAUGCAAACAUCACACACCCCUACAUCCAAAUCAACAUUAAGCGGUGCCUGAGUGAUGGAUGUGACACACGGAUUCAUGGCCUGAAGACUCUCGGCUAUCAGAUUACCAAGAGCAAAGAGGUGUCUGUUUCUGACGCUUCGGCCAUCUGGUACCUGUCUCUCCUCACCUCCUUGGUCACUGCGUCCAUGGAGACAAACCCUGCACUGGCUCAUACUGUCCUACAGAGCACACAAAAAGCUUUACGGCAUAUGCCGCCGUUGUCCCUCACGCCGUCAUCCACAGAGUUCCCCAAGUUCUUCUCUUUGAAUAUCCUGGAGGAGGUGGAUGGAUUUCUGCUCAGGAUAGCUGACUGCUGUGUAAGUCCUGAUGCAGAACUGACCCUCCUGGCCUUCGCUCUGGCCAGAGGGAGCGUGGCCAAAGUCCUCCAGGCCCUGUCCUGCCUCAGUGACCAUUUAGAGACAGAGUACCGGGCCUCCACCCUCAUCGUGUCUAUGGCCUCUGUUAGGCUGAGACUACUCUACCGCAACGGGAAGCCCCUCCAGCUGCACCUACAGGCCUGUGAUGUAAAGAGCAAAGAGGAGAAAUCAGGACCAGAGAACAUGCUCACAGAAUCUUCAACUGGAGACGGUUUUCUCACAGAGAGCGGCAGGAAAAAAGCCAGUGUGAUCCUGUCAACAGAGGACCAGAGCAACUUCCAGGUCACUCAGAUGAAGAUCAAAGUGCGAAAAGGAGCCAUUGGUGCAAAAUGUGGCUUUGUGUUUGCCUACAAAGACGAAGACCCCUUUGAUGCAGAGAAACAUUUCAAGAGGUUCAAAAAGUAUGAUGAGUGGGACUACACGGACUACAAAGAGUUUGUACAAGACAAUGUAAGGAUUCCAGCACAGUCUGAGGACGAGCCCAUUGGCUGGUUUGAGCUUGAGGAGGACUGGAACGACAUAGAGAUCAAGCUGCAGCAGUGUCGAGUUGCAAAGUUCCUGAUGGUGAAAUUCCUCUGCACCAGGCAGGACUCGGCUGAGCGCCUCGGUGUGCAGUCCAUCAGCUUCAGUGGCUACCUGUGCCCUGGGGCAGAGAAGCUGGGAGACCUGGACGACCUCAGUCCAGAGGGAGAGAGCAUUGACCGUGAUGUGGUCACUGGACUGUGUUUACUGAACAAAACACUGUUCUUCAUUCAACAGCUGACACGAGACAUGGAUGCCUCUCACUUCAAGCAGAAGUAUCUCCUGGACUUCAGUGGUCUCAGCCUCAAUCGCUUCUGGAACUUCUACAGUAAACUCAGGGAGAUUGAGGGUGAGGAGGUGUUGAAGAGCAGGGUUCUGCUGCUGCAGUUGAUGCAGAACUGUUUUCCCAUGCUACCCAACCCAGUGGAGUCCCAGGGCCCAGAGGAGAGCAGAGUGCGAGAUGAAGGAGCCGCAGCAGCAGCUGGUCCAUCCACGUCCAGCAGUGGAGAGCCUCUGAAUGACAGUGUUCGGGCUGUGUGGGAACUCUACACUCACCUCUGCCAAAUUGUUGAUGGUCCAGAGGGUGAAUCAUUAGUGGAAAAAGCUUUGCACAAGGAAGCAGUCAAGUCUAUUCUUAAUGGAGCUGCUGUUUUCUUCCCUGAUAAACACGUCAGACGAGACAAACUCUUCCACAUGAUGAAGAAUAUUACUGAAGAGGAUCAGCCGGAGUCAGUCAAGGUGACGUUUGAAUCACUUUGUAAUUACUUCAGUGACCAGGAUCCAAGUGGCCUUCUCCUGCUCCCACCUAAAGGAGCUCCCUCAGACUUUGACAUCAGCCCCAUACUGUCAGUCAUGGAGACGUUGCUGCUGGUGGCAACACGAGAGUGUGAGGUUAUGAUGGUGGAUGAGAGUAGAAAAGCCAGUAGGACGGUGCUGUUGUCCUUGUUCUGGGCACUACAGGGUAGUCUGCUCUCAUGGUGCUACCUGCAGCUCAAAGGAGGAACUUCCACAGCUGUUGCUAUGGAGCUGGCAAGAGGCAUCCUAAUAAAAUAUGUGGAUCAGUUCCUUGGAAGCAUCAAGACGAUUCUCGGUUCCCUGCUGGAGAGAUACACUGGUGCUCAAAUCACUGACAAACUUGGCAGCUCCAUCCUAGCCACAGUCUUCAGACAACUGAUGAUCUUCCUCCUGGAGCUGUGUUCUCUGGACAUCCCUCACAGCGUGUUGCUGAAGAGCUUCUCCUCUCUGGUCGAGCUGCUCAAAGGUCUAUCCAGUGACACUGGAGACAUAUUUUCUAAGGUGGACCAAGAGAGCUGGCACCAGCCCCAGCAGCCAGUGGUCCUGAGGAACUGGAAGAUGGAGUCUCCUCACAACUAUGAGAACAGCCGCCAUGAGACCAACAUAUUUGCCUGCCCCGGUGCUUCCUCUUUUGAGGUGGAGUUUGACGAACGUUGUGAGACAGAGAAGAGGUACGACUACCUAGAAUUCACAGAUUCUAGAGGAGGCAAGGUCCGCUACGAUAUGAAAGUCGGAACUGAGAAGUGGCCAAAGAAAGUGACAUUCGACGCUGGCCCUCAGCUACAGUUCCUCUUCCACUCUGACAGCAGCAACAACGAGUGGGGUUACAAGUUCACAGUGACAGCGCUGGGACUGCCAGACAUCACCAUAUCUUGGAUGUCAGACUUACAGCUGCUGGUGGCUCGUCUGAUGGGUCGUCUUGCAUCAAGAACUCUGGCACUGAAAUCCCCUCAUGAGAUGCGCACUGUAAAAGAGCUUCCAUCUUGGAAAAUGUCCCACGUUCAGUCAUCUCCUUUAUGGAAGCCUAUCCUGCGACACGGACUGUGUGAAACCAGGGAAACGGGUCAUACUAAUACACCCACAGAUCAGACAAAUACAUGGUCUUCUGAUGACUUAAUUAGCUUCCUGGAGGACUUUGCUCGUUGGAACCCCUCACAGGAACUGACAGACAAUAGAAAGGAGCUGAUGAGGAAGCUCAUGCACUCCUGCAGAAAACAGACGAUCAGGAACGAGAUAGCGGCUGGUUCAAAGACGGACCAAGCUGUGAACGCCAUUUGGGCAGCCAUGGUGUACCACACACCAGCCCUCAACUGUGCCCUGAAGACCUACGUUAAUCAGGACAGCAAAUCCUGUCUAAGUGAAGAGUUUGUGCAGGUGUAUUCAUUAGCCGACAGCAUCAGAACGUGGAUGCUGGAGAUGAAACAGAGAUAUCUAGUUGGCAAAAUGAAUGAAGAGAAGGAAAGUAUUCUUGAUGAGUUUACUAUGGAGACAUUAGCUGAGAUUUGUAUUGAGAAGAGCCUCUUGCUGUUCAGAUUUGCCCCUUGUGGAGUAACAUGCCAGGACAUUGACUCUGUCAAAGCUGCAGAGGGCAGCAGUGUGCCAUUCUUACGCUCAAGUUCGAUCUCAGAAGGAGACUUCCAGCCCAGCUCCUCUCCGGUACCUCAGACUGCAGGGGCUGAGGAAGGUGGUGAGGCCAAAAUUGAACGGAGCAACUCCUCCGGUGCUCAAGCUCAAAACCCAACUUCCUGUGGGCACAGUCGACAAGGCCACAGAGGCUCAUCAGAGAGCCUCUCAUCCCAGACAGGAGAGCCAGCCUCGCCCUCCACCAUCCCCCGUAAACCUCUAUUCAGUCGGGCACGCCUACGCCUCCUGUCCUGUCGAUCUAUAGAGGAGCCCCGCAUGAUCCCUUCCAUCAAGGAUCGCUACCCAAUUCUCAAACAUAUCCUAAACUUCAUAAGGGACCAGUCUCUCACAACUGCAAGCAUUCUGCAGACACUGUCCCUAAACAAAGCCCAGGCUCUCAGUGUGUGCAAGGUCCUGGAGAUGGUUCAGCAGUGUUUACAAUCCCUGGGGAAGCCACACCUUUUCCAAGCCCCUUGCAUCUUGUUCUUACAGGAGCUACUGGCCUGCCAGAAAGACUUCACCUGUUAUUUCUCCCACCUGUCAGACAGUGGGCAGAAGCUUGGAGAGGAGGUGAGGCGUUCCUACCAUCACUUGGUGCUCAUGCUUGUGGAGGCGGUACAAGGCUUCAGCGGCCUCAAUGAGAAAGCCCUGCUCCCAGCCCUGUCAUGUGUGCAGACCUGCUUGUUGCACCUCCUCGACAUGAACUGGGAGGUACACGACCUACCUCUCUUCCUGAACAUCAAGCUUCCUGACCUCCUGCUCACCAUGUCCCAGGAGAACAUCAGUGUUCAUGACAUCGCCAUCAGUCAGUGGACAGAGGAAGAUGAAAUUACAGACUACAAGAAGAACCAGGAGUGGAUGGAUGAAUGUAUGGAUGGAAUGUUUGAGAAGUGGUACGACAAAAUCGAUGAGGAAGACUCCAUGGAGGAUAGGAGAAAGAUGCACAUGUUUAUUGCACGCUACUGUGACCUGCUCAAUGUUGUCAUCUCCUGUGAUGGCUGUGAGAGGAUGGCACCAUGGCAUCGCUAUAGAUGUCUGCAGUGCAUGGACAUGGACCUCUGCAAGACCUGCUUCCUCAGCGGUGCCAAGCCUGAAGGCCACGAGGAUGACCACGAGAUGGUGAACAUGGAAUAUGCUUGUGACCAUUGUCAGGGCCUCAUUGUGGGCAGUAGGAUCAACUGCAACGUGUGUGAAGACUUUGACCUGUGCUUCGGGUGUUACAAUGCUAAGAAGUAUCCUGACAGCCAUCUGCCCACCCAUCGGAUCACAGUGUACCCCAUGGUGACCAUACGAAUCAGUGACCGCCACCGCUUGAUCCAGCCCUACAUCCACAACUACUCCUGGCUCCUGUUUGCUGCUCUGGCCCUGCACACAUCAGAGCUGAGCAGUGAGAAGCAGACGGGUGGAGAGUCGCUGGAGAGCAACGCAUUGAGCCAGGCCUCAGCCCUGCAGACACACUGUUCCCAACUCAUCACUGACUGUUUGCUGAAGGGGCAGACGGGCAAAGGUCUACGGUCCUCCGCUUUGCUUGCUCUGCUGUCCUCCAAUGAAUCAGCCUCUGAUAGUGAGCUGUGUCCAGUCUCUCCAGAGUCCUCUCAGGAGCUCAGUACAGCCACUGACACCUCCUCUCUCCCAGGCAGCACUGCGGCAAUCUGCUCCCCAUCAUCCCCCAGGGACAAGUGUAAGCCAUCAGGCAAGGAGAAAAAGACAAAGGAGGUGGGCUCUCCUCCCCCUGCUCUUCCAGAGGUGUUGUCGCCCCAAAGCACGGGUGAAGGAGAGAAAAAGAGGCUGGUUACUCAAGACACUCUGGAUUCCCCAAGUCUUAGCCAGACACCCUCUGUGUCCAGCGAGGACCCUCUCUCUCCUCUGGUCCGGCCAUCUGAAUCUGGACCAGGGACAAUCAACUCCCCAGCAUCAGAUGUUGUAAAGGAGACUGAUGAGAGGCUGCCGCAGGUUCCCCUCCAGGAGCAUGUGUUUUCAGAAUGCUCCAGAGAGAGGAUCCUUGGACUUCUUGCAGCCAUGCUGCCCCCAGCCAAACCAGGCUGCACCCUGUGUCUGCCCAGUCUGAGUUCCAUCUUGCCGCAGCUUUUCAGAGCAGUCAUCUCCAACGCUGGCUCUCUGAAUGAGACCUACCACCUCACGCUUGGACUUCUGGGUCAGCUGCUGCUCAGAAUCCCUCCAAUGGAGGCCGACAUUGCAGUCACAGAGGCUCUAGCUGAUAAAUACGAGUUGCUGACACAAGGAGAGGCCGCCACUUCAGACACCGAGGGUUGGAGGACCACUCAGCUGCUUUUCAGCCUCGGAGCCGUCUGUUUAGACAGUCGUAUUGGUCUGGAUUGGGCGUGCACAGUUGCAGAUAUUCUACACAGUCUGAACACUUGUCCUGAGUGGAGCCCGGUCAUCGCUGCCUUCACUGAUCAUUGCGUUCAGCAGCUGCCGCAAACUCUCAAGCGCACCAACCUCUUCACCCUUCUGGUGCUGGUGGGCUUCCCUGAGGUGCUGUGUGUGGGCACCCAGACAGUGUUUAUUGAUAACGCCAAUGAACAGCACAACAUGAUCUUGCUCAAACACUUCACGGAAAAGAACCAUGCAGCAGUGGUGGACGUUAGGACACGCAAGAGAAAAACAGUGAAGGACUACCAGCUCAUCCAGUCUCAGGAGUCCACCCCAGCCAGCCUGCCAGGACAGUCAGAGGACCAGGGAUCCCCAAAGACGCUGCUCAGCCGCUACCUGAGCAAUUUCACCUCCAUCAUCAGCCACCUGCUGCAGACCAGUCUGGACAAUGGCUCUCCUGAUGCUGUGGAGGCUUCCUGGGUCCUGUCCUUGGCCCUUAAAGGCCUCUACAACACACUCAAGAAGCACGGAGUGGAGGAAGCUCAGGAGGCCAUCCAGCAGUCAGGACUGACUCAGCUGCUGGUGAGGAAGUGCAGCAAGGGGACGGGCUUUAGCAAGCUGUGGUUGCUGCGAGAUCUAGAGAUCCUCUCCAUCAUGCUCUACUCAUCAAAGAGGGAGAUCCACUCCAUGGCCCAGGACCCCGAGCGAGACCAAAGAGAGCAGGACAAGGAGCACGACUCGGACCACUCCAGCUGCUGUGCCGAUGAAACUGACGUCAACAGGCCCGACCCCUUGGAGGGUCUCGAUGAGGAGACAAAGAUUUGCUUCCAGAUCACCCAUGAUGCCUUAAACGCCCCUCUGCCCAUCCUGCGAGCCAUGUAUGAGUUGCAGAUGAAAAGAACCGACUCUUUCUUCCUGGAAGUGCAGAAGAGAUUUGAUGGAGAAGAGAUAAAAACUGACGAGACAAUCCGUACGCUGGCUCAGAAGUGGCAGCCCAACAGGCGGCCUAGCUCUGAGGAGAGGAACACCAAGGCUGUGGACACUGAUAUGAUUGUGGUGUCCUGUGUGUCUAAACCCAGUCACUGUGAAAAGGCCACAGAGGAGGUCAACGUCGUGGCCCAGAAGCUCAUCACCAAUUCAGAGAGCGACUUACAGCUCAGCUACGCCAAACAGAGGCGCACGAAAAGCUCAGCUCUUUUGCACAAGGAACUGGAUGUGCGUAGUAAUCGGGCAGUCCGUCAGUAUCUGGUGAAAGUCAACCAGGCCAUCGCGACAUUGUACGCCCGCCAUGUGCUGGCUUCGCUGCUGGCUGACUGGCCUGCGGAGACGGCACUGAGUGAAGAGGCCCUGGAACUGAGCGGAGCCUCACACAUGGCCUACAUCCUGGACAUGUUGAUGCAGCUGGAGGAGAGGCCGCUCUGGGAGAAGAUUCUUCAGAGGGUGCUUAAAGGUUGCAGUCAGAGUAUGCUGUGCAGUCUCUCGCUCACUGCUUGCCAGUUCAUGGAGGAGCCAGGUAUGGCCGUGCAGGUCAGAGAGUCCAAACACCCAUAUGACAACAAUACCAACUUUGAGGACAAGGUGCACAUCCCAGGAGCGAUCUACCUUUCAGUAAAAUUUGACUCGCGCUGCCACACAGAGGAAGGUUGUGAUGAGCUCAUCAUGUCCAGCAGCAGUGAUUUCCUCCAGGAUGUCCACAAUUUCAGUGGCUCCCCUCAGAAAUGGUCCGAUUUUGAGAUCCCUGGUGAUACCCUGUACUACAGAUUUAUGUCGGACAUGAGCAACACAGAGUGGGGCUACAAGUUAACCGUGACAGGAGGUCACAGAGGACGAUUCCAGACAGGGUUUGAGAUACUGAAGCAAAUGUUAGCAGAUGACCAAGCGCUCAGUCACCUGCCACUAGCUGACAUAUGGGAGUGGCAGGUGGGCGUGGCCUGUCGCCAGACCGGGAACCAGCGACUCAAAGCCAUUCACUUGUUGCUCCGCCUCCUACAGUGUCAAUCACAGACAGCGUGUGAGCUGACGCUGCUGCGACCUCUGUGGCAGCUAUUCAUAUCGAUGGAAAACAGCCUGAGCCAGGAUCCCACCGGCAUCACUGUGCUGCUGCCUCUUCACAGAGCCCUCACCGAACUGUUCUUCAUUGCAGAGGCCCGUGCUAUUGCACAGGGCAUCCUCCAGGAGUACUUAUUAGCCAUGACCACUGACGAGCAGCUCCUCAAUCACACUGCAAUGGCUCUGAAGAACAUUGCUGCCAUCAGCCUGGCUAUAAAUUACCCCAAUAAAUCUACCAAGCUACUCAACAUGUCCCCCUGAGAGAGAUCUGCUGAGAGGAACGAGGACAGCGACCUGUAGGGGACACGUCCUGACUCAGCUAAGUUCGCUCUGAACAAGGAACAGAGCGGCGAGGGAGGAAAACCUCUCUGACCACCCAGUGCUUACCCUCUAACAGGACCCCCGCUCUCCACGCUGGUAACUCACUGACGCACUGUGGACAUGGGCUGCGGUGGUGGUGGUGGUGAGGGAGGGGGGGGGACUCGCAGAGCACUUUCCACUCUUACUCACAAUCCUUUUUGCCUUAGGUGAGUCCAGUUUAUCAGCAUGUCCAUUCACUGGAACAGGAACAAUAUCUUUUUUGUUUAGUUUUUUACGUUUUUACUUGAAGAUGCCAUGCUUGAGGACAUGAAGUGUGCCAAAUUUGCAACCUUUACAACCUUUUUUUCUCCCCCACCCCCUUAACAGCAGCCACUCCGGGUUACAUAGUUGAUCAUGCCGAAAACAGGUCACCUUGGCAACUUGCAUGUCUCAACGGACAUGUAGAGCAUCCUAAAAAUACUGUCCAGGACAGUGGAGUCUCAUUUGUCACCACAGGGAGAAAGAACUGACCUACAAGCUCAUUCCGCUCCUUCCUUCCUUCCUUCCUUCCGUCCUUCUGUCCUUUUAAGAUGUACUUCCUUUCGUCCCACUCACCUUCUCACGCUCUCAUUUUGCUUUUCAGACAACAGAAGUAGUUGAUGGUAUUUUAGAGGGUUGCCUUUGCAAAGAAAGAUCAGUACAUUAUCAAAAAUAUCCAAAACUUGUAAUCCAAACUAAGCCCCACUUUCAAACUGAAAAGGAUGAAGAUGAUACUCAUUUAGCCAUAAUCUUUGCAUAGGAGGACAAUUAACAUUACAGCUGAGGGAAAACACUCUUGCAAUGCAUUCCUCUCAAUUAUAGGAUUUUAACCCCCCCAACGAGUAAGUGAAUGAAAGGCAAUGAUGCCAAAUAAUCAUGGGAAUAAACAACAUCAGAAUUGUUAUUGGGACAUCCAGAAUUUACGGUUUUAUCCGCACAUUUAUUUAAUAUAUACUGUACGUUUCAGCAGUUAAGCAUCAAGAUGUUUUCACAGCAGUGAAAGCAAAGCUGAAUUGAUUCCCUUCCCCACCGUACCUUGUGUGUCAUGAAGAAUUCAAGAAAAACGCAAAUAACUUGUUUCCCACUAAUACACAGAUGGACACUCACAUCCCUGGAAAUACUCUUUGUCAAGAAUCUUCAAAAAGAAAAAGUGACUGUAAAAUACACUUACUCACCACUUUCAUAAUUAAUAUUUGUUAAGCUGCAGGUUGUUUCUUAGAUACUGAUUUACCUCAUCUGUUGUUAUCGCACAGAUAAUCUGUGUGGAGCUUCCUUAGAUGAGUGUGACUUCUGCAUCGCAUCACAUUGACUGCACAUGUGACAAAGCUGAGAUGCAGCGGUAGCCACAUCACUCACAUGUACUGUCAUUUCACGUAGAGGAAGCGCCUGGUUUUGUCUUGUUGGUAAAUCUAAACAUCAGUUUGAAAGAGAGGGAGUAAAUAAGGUUGUGUUUCCCAAUCAUUACUGCAUUAGUUCCAGAUGAAGUAGUUAUUAUAGCCGUGGGACGUCAUGGUGGUUUUAUACCAAAGAAACCAGUCAUUGUGAGCCAUGAGAGUCUCUGUUCAUCACUUAUCACAUUGCGACCCUGUGUGAAGCUGGAGCAGAGGAAACCAUUAGACAUCGUUCUGCUUUUUUUUUUUUCUUCUUCUUUUAAUUUAUUUUUAUUUUUUACUUUUAAUUUUGAACUGGUCCCCACAAGGACCGUACGAUAGCUCAGUGGUUUUGUUUACACAAACAUCAGCUGCAGUGAGGAAAGAGGAAGACACGCAUUUCCUCCAUUUGGCUUCUACGACGCCUCGCCUAUCUACAACGUGCCUAUGGUUAAAAAUGAAGCAAUCAUAAUUUAACUCAUGUUAGUGGAAAUAGUUAUUAAUUCUAUUUUAAAGAGAAAUAUAUUGUUUAAUUUGAAAGUUUUUUGUAACUUUUUACUUUUAAUGUUGGUUUCUCUUUUCGCGAGGAUACUUGAUUUUUGAAGCUGACUAAUUUGAAUGUACAUAUCUGUGAAUAUUAAUGCACAAGAGAAGGACUUUGAUAUCUACCCCUUACAAAUAGAAACUUUAUUGGGCACUAACAGGUGGACACUGAUUUUGAUUUUGUAUGCAUGGCACAUUGAAGGUUUAAAAAGAAGUUUGGGUUGAAAUGUGAUUCAUUUGUAAUUAAAAUAGAAAUUACUUCAGUA